Molecule: messenger RNA, 2314 nt
Organism: Meriones unguiculatus (Mongolian gerbil)
Lineage: Eukaryota; Metazoa; Chordata; Mammalia; Rodentia; Muridae
Gene: Lad1
Product: ladinin 1
Exons: 10
Coding region: 131-1702 (523 amino acids)
Molecular function (GO): structural molecule activity
Source: RefSeq, a predicted model, not a curated record
GAGCGCGGCGGCGCGGGGCCGAGCCCCGCUGAGAUAAGCGGCCAUGUGACCCUACCUGGCGCGGGGGAGGGGCCGCAGGUGAGCGGCGCGGCGCGGAGCUCGGCGCGCGGCGGCCGCGCGGCUCGGCAGCAUGUCGGUCAGCAGGAAGGACUGGUCCGCGCUGUCCAGUCUGGCCCGACAGCGCACUUUGGAGGACGAGGAGGAGCAGGAGCGUGAACGCCGGAGGAGGCACCGCAACCUGAGUUUAACCACAGACGAUGACUCUCCAAAACUCACCCAGAAUGGCGCUCAGAGACCUGUGGAGAGGCUGCCCAGUGUGGAAGAAACAGAGGUCCCCAAGCCAUCACCCCCAGCCUCCAAAGAUGAAGAUGAAGACUUCCAGGCCAUCCUUAGGACGAGGAAGGAGCGGAGACAGAGGCGGCAGGUGGUAGAGGCUGUUCAGGCUCCGGUGCAGGAUGGGCUUCAGGCAGAGGAGGACAGAGACAGUCCAGGCCCUGAGCAGACCUUGACACAGCCCUUUAAGAAGAAAGUGGAACCCCUGCCUCGCCGGAGACUGAGUCGGGAGCAGCGAGGCCCUUGGGCCCAGGAAGAAGAGCACGGAAGGGGCAGAGAGCUUAGGGGAGGGGAAAAGGAGCUUCCAGAGGAGGCUCAGGAGAAGUCCUUGGUCUCUGAGAAACCAUCUGUCCCAGAGAAGGCUCCAAUGCCUGCCAAGAGACUGGUUUCAGAGAAAGCCUGCCCCUCUGAGAAGAGAACAGCCACAGAGAAAACAUCCUCGACUGAGAAGAGACACAGCCCAGAGAAGUUGGUUUCAGAAAGAAUGAGUGUGUCAGAGAGGUCACCGGUGCCUGAGAAGACACUUGUGUCUCUGAAGACGGCAGUACCAGAGAAAAGGUCCACUCCGGUUCUAGAAAAAGCCAUUGUCUCUGAGAAGAUGCAGGAGAGAAGGCUGGUGUCCGAAAAGGCAUCCAUCUUCGAGAAGUCACUAGUCUCAGAGACAAAGCUGAUUACAAAUAAGUCAGUGUCAGAGCGGCCCCAGGCCCCUGGAGGAAGCCAGGCCAUCACAAUGGAGCCCAGAGGAAGGGCCGUGCCUGGGAAGAGCCAGCCAUCCUCUGCUGAGCAGGGCACACCAGACCCUCCUACUAAGGCUUCUCGAUUCCCACCCAUCACACUCCAGGUGAAAAUUCCCAGCAAGGAUGAAGAGGCAGACACACCGUCACCUACUCUGCUCACCUACAGCAGCUCCCUCAAACGCUCCAGCCCCAGGACCAUCUCCUUUCGGAUGAGCCCCAGGAAAGACAACUCAGAAACAACCUUAACCCGAAGUGCCAGUGUGAGGCUGCCGGCUAGCACGGUCAAGCUGGGAGAGAAACUGGAGAGAUACCACACAGCCAUCCAGAGGUCAGAAUCUGUCAGGUCUCCAGGCUCGUCCCGCACUGAGGUCCUUGUGACUCCUGCCGGUGUAGCCAGCAAGCGCAACCUCUUUGAGAAGGAGCUGGUAGGCCAGAACCGUACAGACCAAACCUCCAUCCGAAAGGAGAAUCUACGUUUGUCAGGAGUUGUGACAUCAAGACUUAACCUGUGGAUCAGCAAGACACAGGAUUUUGGAGACCAAGGCCCUCAGGAGGUGCGGAGAGAAGCAGCAGUCACCAAGAGGGCUCAGUGGGGAAACAAGUCAAACACACCCCUGGAUGCAGAGGUGUGACAAGCCCUGUCAGGAAAAACUGCAAACCCACAUCCCGAGGGCCCUUCUUCACGUUGGCUCCUGCCCUGCGGUACCCCUGACUCUUACAGUCCCCGAUCCCUUUCUGCAUCUGGGUCAGGGAUCUUGGAGGCCAGGAACAUGAACAACAGCCCUCCAGCCCCUUUCCAGCCCAGCCGGGAAGCAGAUGUGGUCUGGCACUUUCUUGUCCUGCUGCAGGCACAGCAUACCCUGAACCCAGAAGAGCACACCAGCCAUUGGCAUUUCCAUGUCCUCUCUAGAGACUGUCCCUACCUCCUGCUCACUUCCAGCUGGGUUAGUUUUUGCCAGCUCCAGAGUUACCUGUCUCGCCUGCUCUCAGCAAGUACUCUGUGUGCCUGUGGUGGCCCCACACUAGUCCUGGACCCAUUCACUGCUCCCUGAGGCUCUUUCAGGCCAGACUGGAAAGGAGUCUCUAGGCAUUGCCCAAGGGCUGCAUCUUCCUGCUUUGUGCUCUGUUCCCUGCCACCCCCACUGCCCUGAUCGGGAACUCGGUGCCUUUUUGUUACCACAUGCCUUACUCUCUCUCAGAAAGCCCUUUUCUCAGGAAGGAUCUGAUAAAGUCAUUCACUCUCA